This is a messenger RNA of Prunus dulcis (almond), 1292 nucleotides long. RefSeq names its product soyasaponin III rhamnosyltransferase-like. The record is from RefSeq and is a predicted model, not a curated record. The transcript has 3 exons. Lineage: Eukaryota; Viridiplantae; Streptophyta; Magnoliopsida; Rosales; Rosaceae. Gene Ontology annotation, molecular function: UDP-glycosyltransferase activity. The coding region runs from base 1 to 1077 and encodes 358 amino acids.
AUGGGCCUCUUGCCACCUGGUUCAGAGGCAACUGUGGACGUCCCUUUUGAAAAAAUUGACCAAUUGAAGUUUGCAUAUGAUCACCUGCAACAACCCAUUAAGCUGUUCACUGGGGAUCAGUUGCCUGAUUGGCUAAUACUUGAUUUUGCUCCUCAUUGGGCGGUGGAGAUUGGCCAAGAGUAUGGUGUUCCACUUGUGUUCUUCUCUGUUUUCUCUGCUGCUACCAUGUCCAUUCUAGGCUCACCAGAACAUCUCUCUGGUGCUGAUAACAGAAACCAUGUUCUUCCAUCACAUCAGCAAGCCAAGUUUUUGGCCAUGCGCAGUUGCAAUGAGUUUGAAGGAGAAUAUUUAGAGGUGUGCCAGAAAAUCAAUGGCAAGCCUGUGAUUCCUACAGGUUUCCUUCCACCAGAGAAACCAUCUGCAAAAAGAGAAAUAAGUUCUGAUGAUGGGUCAUCAAACAAUGUGAUCUUUGACUGGCUUGAUAAACAAAAACCCAAGUCAGUUGUGUUUGUUGGGUUUGGAUCUGAGUGUAAGCUGAGCAAAGAACAGGUCUUUGAGAUUGCUCAUGGGCUUGAGCUAUCAGAGCUUCCAUUUCUCUGGGCACUUAGAAAACUCAACUGGGCUAACAGUGAAGCUGAUGCUUUGCCUCCUGGUUUUGUUGAGCGCACAUCAGAUAAAGGGCUUGUUUGCUUGGGAUGGGUGCCCCAGAUGGAAAUUUUGGGGCACCCAUCAGUUGGGGGGUCUCUGUUUCACUCUGGAUGGGGCUCUGUAAUUGAAACUCUGCAAAUUGGGCAUGUUCUUGUUGUUUUGCCAUUCAUUAUUGAUCAGCCUUUGAAUGCAAGGCUUCUGGUGGAGAAGGAUCUGGCUGUUGAAGUAAAACGCACAGAAGAUGGGUCGUUUUGCAAAGAUGAUAUAGCUAAAACACUGAGACAUGCAAUGGUGGCAGAGGAAGGAGAGAAGCUAAGAAACAAUGCAAGGAAAGCUGCCAAAGUUUUUGGAGAUCACAAGCUGCACCAAGAUGACCUUGGCCAAUUUGUCCAUUACCUUAAAAAUAAUGUCACAAGAAGGUCAUUUUAGAAGCUCAUUAUUAUUUUUAUCUAAUAAAUCUAGAAUGUUACCCAAAUUAGUUUCAGAUCAUAAGCGUUGUGGAGGUGGAUAUCUUCAUACUUUAAGAUUCUGGAACUUGGGUUAUUGCCAUUCUAGUAUUUUUAGAGCAUCUUGUGAUCUAAAUUCUGUCCAAAAAGUUUUAGGUUUCUGUUGCUCGUGAGUUCAUGCCUAUGUCUGAAAUAAUA